CCAGUCAUCAGUGGGAGCAUCAGACUGGGGCGCCACUGAAGCAGGAGGCUGAGCGAAAAGGGGCGCACUAAGACCCAGGGGCAGUGGAGGACUGCAGCAACAGCUGGAGGAGGAGAAGGAGGCGGUGGGGCUAGGCCAUCUGGUACCUGGGUAGCUUUUGAGAAAGCUUCGGCCUUAAGGACAAAAAUGGCCAGUCAGUCCCAGGGUAUCCAGCAGCUCCUGCAAGCGGAGAAGCGUGCGGCGGAGAAGGUAGCAGACGCCAGAAAGCGGAAGGCCCGGCGUCUGAAGCAGGCCAAGGAGGAGGCACAGAUGGAGGUGGAACAGUAUCGCAGGGAGCGGGAGCAGGAAUUCCAGAGCAAGCAGCAGGCGGCCAUGGGCUCCCAGGGGAACCUGUCGGCUGAGGUGGAGCAGGCGACAAGGCGCCAGGUACAGGGCAUGCAGAGCUCCCAGCAGAGAAACCGAGAGCGCGUCCUGGCCCAGCUUCUCGGCAUGGUCUGCGAUGUCAGGCCUCAGGUCCACCCCAACUACCGCAUUGCUGCCUAAGACUCGUCGCAGGACCGGAAUCAUCCUGCCAGUCCCUUCCCUCAAACAACACCCUCCGAUCAAAAUCACCCCCCACCAUACUUCUCUCCUUUCCAUUCCCUGGAAAUCCCAGGGGGCAGGAGCUCAUCAUUCUCCUGUGAAACUUAAACUAUCCUGCCCACGCCUGAAUCGUUGUUCUUUAACCCCGAGACUUUGUAAACUCCCCAGUCAUCCUCACUGAGGCCCUGGGAAACCUGUAAUGUGAAGACAUAGGGGUGUGGAAAUGCCCUGACUUCAGAGCCUGGCAGGCUUGGGACUCUUUCCUGACUCUGCCAUUUGCUGGCUCUGCAGCCUGGACAAGCUACUUAACCUGGCAGCCUUGAGGUUCUCCUCUGUGACACUGGAGUAAUACUGUUGCCUGCCUCGUGGGGUAGCGGUGAUGAGGAGUCAUUCUGUGUGGAGCCUCGCGUGGUUCCUAGCAUGUCGUCACUGUCAUUCGAUUCAUGGCAAUCCUGUGAGAUCCCCCCCAUCCUGCUCAUCUGCCCAAUCCAAACGCAGAUGUCGUUGUGCUUCUGACGGUGGCUCUCUAGUUCCUCAUGCAUUUUAUAGCCUCGUAGCUCUCUGGAGAAUCAGUUCUCCCCUCGUCUCUUUUCCCAGAGAUGUGAAAAGAGAAAUGCCUUCGUUCAGCCCGUGUUAUGGUUCCAGGCAGAGGCCGCGUCUCUUAGCCUCGCUGCCGUCUCUCUCACGCUGGUCUCUGUCUUUACUGAAUCCCAUUUUCUAUCUUCCCAAAGACGAUCAGAUACUCACUGCUUCCUGCGUGCUGGCUGUGAUGCUGUGUCCCUUCCUACGCAUGGCCUUCCUUUCCAGGCUUGGCACCUUCCUCUCCCCUUGUAACUCUAAAGUCAAUAAAAUAAUUAUGGGCAAAUCA
Messenger RNA from Tupaia belangeri chinensis (Chinese tree shrew), 1450 nucleotides. RefSeq names its product ATPase H+ transporting V1 subunit G2 (gene ATP6V1G2). Gene Ontology annotation, molecular function: ATP hydrolysis activity; proton-transporting ATPase activity, rotational mechanism. The transcript has 3 exons. NCBI's taxonomy places the organism in Eukaryota, Metazoa, Chordata, Mammalia, Scandentia, Tupaiidae. The record is from RefSeq and is a predicted model, not a curated record. Gene Ontology annotation, cellular component: synaptic vesicle membrane; vacuolar proton-transporting V-type ATPase complex; vacuolar proton-transporting V-type ATPase, V1 domain. Gene Ontology annotation, biological process: synaptic vesicle lumen acidification. Bases 187 to 543 code for a protein of 118 amino acids.